Spea bombifrons (plains spadefoot toad) is the source of this 2100-nucleotide messenger RNA. It is a transcript of the gene CPZ, whose product is annotated as carboxypeptidase Z. Gene Ontology annotation, biological process: proteolysis. Lineage: Eukaryota; Metazoa; Chordata; Amphibia; Anura; Pelobatidae. The record is from RefSeq and is a predicted model, not a curated record. The transcript has 11 exons. Gene Ontology annotation, molecular function: protein binding; metallocarboxypeptidase activity; zinc ion binding. The coding region runs from base 78 to 2045 and encodes 655 amino acids.
GGCAUUCGGUGCAUGUGAGCAGUUCUCUGCUGACCUGCCACAUCAGUCUGCGCUGCCUGCAAACAAAGAGAGCCAGCAUGCAGCUGCCCCUGCCCUGGUGCCUUAUCACCCUCACUGUGGGAUUGGUGUCUUGCUCCCCCACUUGCCUCCCUGGAGACAGAGCCCUGGGGCGUUGCACAUCUCCAACAGAAGAGAAAGGCUCGUGUGUGGAUAAUUCCUUGGGAUACUGUGAUGAUCUACCCUACACAAAAACAAUGUUCCCAAACUUAUUAGAUCACCGAUCAAGAGGAGAGAUAGAAUUCAGCGCCGAGUACAUUCUGCUGAGUGUUAUCGAUAACCUCCUCCAAGGAGAAUGUAAUCCUGACAUAAGAUUUGUGGGCUGCGCAGUGCUUGCACCGCGUUGCGAGAAGAACAAAAUUGUAAAGCCGUGCAGAAAGGUCUGUGAAAAUCUAAGAAAAAAUUGCCGUCCGGCCUUCGAUGCCAUAGACAUGGCGUGGCCCUACUUUUUGGACUGUGAUCGCUUCUUUGCUGGAGAAGAGGAAGGCUGCCAUGACCCCCUGGAGAAACUAAGAGCAAACAUAGACGUAGCGUCUGAGGAAGUCCUUCCCCAAAUGCCAAGUACCUUCAUCCAUUUUAGCCAUCACAGUUAUACGCAGAUGAUCGGUGUUAUGAAGAAAACGGCUGCCAGAUGCUCUCAUAUCUCCAAAACAUACAGCAUUGGACGUAGUUUUGAAGGAAAGGAGCUUAUGGUGAUUGAGUUUUCGACUAAUCCUGGUCAACAUGACCUAUUGAAGCCAGAAUUCCGAUACAUCGGCAACAUGCACGGUAAUGAAGUAGUUGGGAGAGAACUGCUGAUUUACCUUACACAAUAUUUGUGUUCAGAAUAUCUUCUGGGAAAUCAGAGGAUCCAGGAACUGAUUAAUUCCACACGAAUUCACCUUUUGCCUUCAAUGAAUCCAGAUGGUUAUGAUCUUGCUGCUGAAGAGGGGGCUGGUUACAAUGGGUGGACAAAUGGACGACUAAACGCACAGAAUAUUGAUCUUAAUCGUAAUUUCCCUGAUUUAACAUCAGAAGUCCAUAAAAUUUUCAAGAUGAAAGGAGCGCGGCUUGAUCAUAUGCCCAUUCCAGAAUUAUACUGGGAUGGUAAGGUAGCCCCGGAGACAAAAGCCAUCAUGAAAUGGAUGAGGGCCAUACCAUUUGUUUUGUCAGGAAGUCUUCAUGGAGGUGACUUAGUUAUUAGCUAUCCAUAUGAUUUCUCCAAACACCCACUGGAAGAGAAAAUGUAUUCUCCUACACCAGAUGAUAAGGUAUUUCAGAUGCUGGCUAAAACCUACGUUGCGUCACACCCGAUUAUGUCAUCCAAGGCAACUGAGAGAUGCGGUGGGAAUUUCAUUAGCAAAGGCGGUAUUAUAAACGGCGCAGAGUGGUACAGCUUUAGCGGGGGAAUGUCAGAUUUCAGUUAUCUCCACACCAAUUGUUUUGAACUCACAUUGGAACUUGGAUGUGAGAAGUUUCCAACUGAGGAUGAGCUCUAUACGGCGUGGCAAGACAACAAAGAGUCUCUGCUGAGCCUAAUUGAAAUGGUCCACAGAGGAAUCAAAGGAGUAGUAAAGGAUGAGCAUGGAAACCCAAUUAAAAAAGCUCGCAUCUCUGUGAGAGGAGUUCGCCACGAUGUACUGACAGCUGAAGAUGGAGAUUACUGGCGACUUUUGAUUCCAGGGGUAUAUAUUGUAAGCGCUGAAGCAUUUGGCUACUCCAAGGUUACCAAAAGAAUUACCUUACCAGCUAAAAUGACAAAACCGGGCCGAGUGGACUUUGUGCUACAGCGUGUCGAAAUAAAUAAUCGCAAGUAUUCUAAAGUUAUCCCAGAGGACAUUUAUGAUCGUUUUGACCCACUGGACCAUUAUGACCCUCAUGCUCACCAGGGCCAAGGAGAACCAAGUGAAGGAGGUGAAUUUUCACCAGAAAGACAAAUGCCUUGGUGGUGGUCUUACUUCAGCAUGCUAGGCCAGAACAGACCAUUAUGGCUGCUUAAAAAUAAUUAAAUAUAAAAGCUACUAAGCAAUAUGUGCUUGCAAAUUAAAGACUCAAAUCCACUAA